AUGGGGCGGGCGCUCGGCAUCCUGCGCUGCUGCCUGGCGCUGGCGCUGGCGCUGCCGCCGCUGCCCGCGGCCCCGCGGGGCCCCGCGCUCCGCCCGCGCCGGCAGCCGCGCCCCGGCGGCCGCUCCGCAGACACUGCCUGUAAGAACCGGCCUCUCGACCUCCUCUUCAUCGUAGACAGCUCCCGCAGUGUGCGACCCGAGGAGUUUGAGAAAGUGAAACUCUUCCUGUCAGAAAUGAUCGAUACCCUGGACGUCGGUGAAAGAACGACGCGCGUGGCCGUCGUGAACUACGCCAGCACCGUCAGGGUGGAGUUUCCCCUCCGGACCCACUUCGACAGAGCCUCUCUGAAGGAGGCUGUGUCCCGCAUUGCGCCCUUGUCUGCUGGCACCAUGACCAGCCUUGCCAUCCGAACUGCCAUGGAAGAAGUCUUCACCGAGGAAAUGGGCGCCCGGCCAGCAAGCUUCAGCAUCCCCAGGGUGGUCAUUGUAGUGACGGACGGGCGGCCGCAGGACCAGGUCCAAGGUGUGGCGGCGAGCGCGCGGACGGCCGGCAUCGAGAUCUACGCGGUCGGGGUGGGCCGGGCGGACGUGCAGUCCCUGAGGAUGAUGGCCAGCGAGCCCCUGGAUGAACACGUCUUCUAUGUGGAGACCUACGGCGUGAUCGAAAAGCUGACAUCCAGAUUCAGGGAGACUUUCUGCGCCUUGAGUGUGUGUGCCCUGGGGAGCCACUGCUGCCAGCAGCUCUGUGUGAGUGAUGGGGCAUCCCACCUCUGUGACUGCUAUGAGGGAUACACCCUGAAUCCAGAUAAGAGAACCUGCUCAGCUGUGGACCCAUGUGCACCUGGGAGGCACGAGUGUGACCAGAUCUGUGUGAGUAACAACAGAUCCUAUGUCUGUGACUGCUAUGAAGGCUACACCUUGAAUCCAGACAAGAAGACUUGCUCAGCCAUGGACAUGUGUGCACCUGGGAGGCAUGACUGUGCCCAAGUCUGUCUGAGGAAUGAUGGAUCCUACAGCUGUGGCUGCUAUGAGGGAUACACUCUGAAUCCAGACAAGAAGACUUGCUCAGGUAAGAGUGUGUGUGCACCAGGAACCUAUGGCUGGUACCAGGUCUGUGUGAGUGCACAGACCUGUGACUGCUAUGGAGGCUUUAUCUUAAAUUCAGAUGACAAAACAUGCUCAAGAGCCAUAACGAGCAGUCUUGUAACUGCUGAAGAGUCCUGUAAGUGUGAAGCUAUAGCUGCCCUCCAGGACUCAGUGACCUCACGCCUCGAAGCUCUGUCCACAAAAUUAGAUGAAGUGUCUGAGAAGCUGCAGGCAUAUCAAGACAGACAGCAGAUUGUCUGAGCUAUCAUUUUGCUUCAUUUUAAAGUAAUCUUUCAGAAUCAAGCCUUUUUAUUGUUUUCAGGAAGCUUUAUUUCAUUGCACAGCUUACAAAACAGCAGUGGUUUAUUAUUAUUGACAAACAUGGAGAAGACUUCAGGAAGACAAGAGUCUUGAAAAUACAGUGACACUAAGGAUCUUCAUGUAUAGUCACUUUAUAGCCAUAAAGCUACUCAUCCCUGCUGUGCUUCAGUUUCUACGGCAGAUACUGCUUUUCUGUAGUAACUGCAUUUUUUAUUCUCUUACUUCAAAGUAAAUACAGAAAAAAAAAGAAUGGAUACAGUAUAUCACAUUAUAUAAAAUUUUGAAAUGGCAAGGCACAAUGAAAAAAUGUGCCUAUGUCUUCUGUCAAUUAAAUGGGGAAG
This is a messenger RNA of Melozone crissalis (California towhee), 1748 nucleotides long. RefSeq names its product matrilin 3 (gene MATN3). NCBI's taxonomy places the organism in Eukaryota, Metazoa, Chordata, Aves, Passeriformes, Passerellidae. Gene Ontology annotation, molecular function: calcium ion binding. The record is from RefSeq and is a predicted model, not a curated record.